ACAUUAGUAAUCAGUGAGCGUUUUUAUGAUUUUUUUUUUCAAAAAGACGUGAUUUAAAUAGUAGCAGUUUGAUCAAAGUUCAUUGAAUAGACGCUGCUUGCUGGUCGUAAACAGAGAACCAAAUGCGUUUUUGAUUGAUGAUUUAAAAAACCAGAAAAAGAUUAAUUUUUUUUUCAUUUGUUGCGACCUGGUCUUGAAAUACUUCGUGUUUUUACCGAUCUUCUGACAAUUAUAGCAAAAGUGUAAUCACAUGGCUUCGAGUAAGCGCACUGUUCGCGUGUUUUACAGUUCCCCAUUUCGGGGUCUCGAACGAGAACGAGAGAUGUUAUCAGCUGUUUAUUGGCCUCGGGUAAGUCAAGCUUGUGCCCAGCGGGGUGUUUCAUUUGUACCCAUUGACUUCCGGUGGGGCAUAACAGAAGAAAGUAGUUCGGCCGCAAACACAGUCGCCAUAUGUCUCCGACAAGUCCAACAGUCGGAUAUCUUUGUCGGAUUCUUCGGCGCACGAUACGGGUGGCAUGGAUCCGAAGAUCCCGCUCUUCAACAGGCAAUCGACAAGGCUCUGCCAGAAAAUCCUUGGCUGAGCGAGUUUCGCGACAGAAGUGUGACGGAAAUGGAGUUCCUCGAAGGUCGGCUCAGAAAUCCGGAUUCCAAACGACCGGCCGCUUUCUUCUUCCGAGAUUCAGAGUACGACAAAGAAAUGUUCCAAAAGAUGCAGACCUCGGAUCCCAAAGAAGCAAAGGUUUAUUCAGCUGAAAUUGACGGAGAAAAGGCAGGAGCUAAAUUGCAAGAACUGAAAGAAUACACCGUGAAAUACAAAGAUAGUUUAACUGAAGAAUCGGCUUCAUGCUCAGUUGAAUUCUAUAAAACACCACAAGAGGGUGCUCAGUUGAUGUUCGAAGCGACAAUGAACAUGCUCAACAAGUAUUUUUUGAAUAACGAGCUAGAGCAUCAACAAUCGAAAUUUGACAAGUGGAUUGAAGGUCAGUCGAAUUACAUGGCUACUCAACAUACGCUCGGAUCCCGAUUUCUCGGAAGAAGCGAAGAGCAGAAAAAAUUAGCCGAACUGAUUCAGGGAGACAAAAAUUGGAGAGUCGUCGUAAAAGGCGAAGAGGGCUGUGGAAAGUCGGCUCUUCUGAUCAACCAUGUUCUGGAGUAUGAACAAAAUUCGAAAGAUAGCUUGCAUAUAUAUUAUAACAUGAGUGCGUAUCCAGGCGCUAAUUCUUCGUUAUCAUGUCUACAAUUUUUGGCAGCUUAUCUUGAGAAAUAUAACGGUGAAGAAAAAGCUGAGCAAUCACUGAAGUUAUCGAAAUUCAGCGAUCUGCUAGGAAAAAUUUCAUCCACAUGUGAAGCUUUGAAGGAAAAACAAGGCAGGCAAGUUAUUUUUUUCCUAGACGGAAUCGACAAAAUCGAAUCUCAAAAACACUCAGACAUCCCUCUCGGAUUUUUACCGAAAAGGCUGCCUCUUAAACAAGUAGUCUGUACAAAGUUGGAAGAUAAAUUUCAUUUUCCCAGAAUCGAAGAACAUGAUUCGGUGUCAAGUCUAGUAUUGGACAACUUCCAACUUCACGAAGCUAUGGACGCGGUCGAGUCUGCGCUUGACAUUCGAGGAAAAACGCUCAAUCAAGUAUGUUUACAGGUCAUCAACAAAUGUGAACAAAUUCGAAACUUAUUGUUUCUGAAGGUCUUACUUGAACAGUUGUUUUCGCAUGCACAGUUUUCGUCGCUAGAAGCCGAGGUCACUGACCUUUGUACCUGCAGUUCAAUUAGUGAGAUAUUUGAACUGUUUUUGUCAAAACUCGAGAAGGUGAUGUGUUACGAAGCUUCUUACGAGCACGGUUCGGCCGGUGACGCACUGUGCUACUUGGCGCUUAGUCAUCAUGGUUUGAUGGAAACGGAACUUCGAGAACUUGUGGGCUGGGAAGCGCGUCUCUGGGCUACUUUUUUCAGCACCGUCCGACCAUCUCUCUUAGAUAACAACGAAGUAUACAGCAUUCAGUAUUCACAACUAACCAACGCCAUAUUCCAGAAACAUCUCAACUCGGAGCAAAAACUGCUGAAAUACAGGACCAGCUUAGCCAACUAUUUCCAGAAAAAGUUAGACAUGCAUUUGAGCGUGAACAGGUGUUUCGACAAGAACUCGUCUGUCCCUGAAAGAAUAAUUCAAGAGCUACCUGCAGCCCUUUUCAAAGCAGGAAUGCAUCGAGAACUUCAAGAAUGUCUGUUGAAUGUCACUUUUUUCCGGACUUCUAGCAUUGGAGAUCGCACCGCCGAUCGAGCGACCGAGGUCUACAAAAGCACUCCUUUAGAGGCUUACGAAUAUGCCAAGUACCUGAAAGAAACAACUGAUGACUUCAGCGAUGUUGUCAAAAUAUUCCGCCGAAAUGUCGAAAAUGUGUUUCUAGCCGAAAUGUGCCCGCGUUACAGCUCGUUUUCUAAACAAGCUACAGAUUUGGACAGAAUUGGAGAAGGAACCGUGGUUUUGUCGAAAUUUUUUGAUUUUGUUGACGAAGCGAUCGGUAUGCCAGGAGUCACUUCCGAGUUAAUGGAAACAGCCAUCGUUAUUCAGCGUGGAUCCAUGGCCCAAAAUCGUCAGCGGAAGCAAGAAGACGAGGCUAUCAAAGAAGAAAUCUACUUAGCCGAACUAUACAACAGACUUGCGAUAUCCUUGACUUAUCAGAAUAAGUUUGUGAAAGCUAUCUGUUAUUUGAACAAGUGUCUGGCAAUUAAGAGAAUACAUACCAAUAGGACAGAUCUGAUUUCAGAUAUUGAUCGGCGAGUCGCAAUAACAUUGCAUACUCUAGGAAAUGCUUACAAGCAAACGAAAGAUAUAGAGCUUGCAAUUCCUUGCUUUGAAGAAGCGCGCAAAAUUCAUUCCAUCGAUAAUGCCGAGCAACAAUGGUCUAGUUUAGAUGGACUGGCUUCUUGUUAUUUCUUCAAAAGGGACUUCGAAAAGGCCGAAGAACUGUACCAAAAAGUCGUGGACCAUUACGACAGUUUAUCAUUGACGACGACUGAUAACUUAUAUGCAGGCUUCAUUUGUAAUUUAGCCAAUGCAAUUAGACGAAGGGGUCGUUUAGGCGAGGCUAGAGUGCUGUACAAAAAAGCGUGGGAUAUUCAGAUUAAAAUUUUAGGCGACACCCAUCAUUCGAUUGCAGUUACUCUCAUGUGCCUCGGAAACCUAGAAAUGGCUUCUAAGAAUUUCCAAGAUUGUGUGACAUAUUUUGAAAAAGCGUACUACGCGUACAAGAAAACUACAGGCUUGAUCUGCCACGAAACUGCGCUGGCUGCUGAAAAUAUAGCAGUAGGGUACUCGAGAACGGAGGAUUUUGAAAAGGGUACCCCUUGGUUUCAUCAUGGCGGGGAGUUAUUGGAAAAACUGGGCCUGCUUCACAUGACUUUGCCAUGGAUGAACAGAAAAUACCUCAAGUAUCAUUAUGAACAAGGGAAUCAAGACGAGGUUGAAAAGAUUCUGGAAAGGAUGGCGAAAGUCAACAUUGAUCCGGGAAAUUACAAAAGCGAAUGAAGCCUCUUCAAAUUGACAAUAUCAUCAACAUGUAUAUAUAUUUAUCGAUUUGCAUAAGCUUAUCGUAUUUUGAUAUCUUAUAGAGUAUUUUGAUAUCUUGUUUAAUAUUUUCAACAAUUUGUUUGCCAAUCGACUGCAGCACUGCUUAAAACAUACACAAUUCACGUCUA
Messenger RNA from Symsagittifera roscoffensis, 3693 nucleotides. Its product is annotated as TPR repeat-containing protein DDB_G0287407-like. The transcript has 2 exons. Gene Ontology annotation, cellular component: Cul4-RING E3 ubiquitin ligase complex. Bases 251 to 3523 code for a protein of 1090 amino acids. NCBI's taxonomy places the organism in Eukaryota, Metazoa, Xenacoelomorpha, Acoela, Convolutidae. The record is from RefSeq and is a predicted model, not a curated record. Gene Ontology annotation, molecular function: protein binding.